UUAAGCUUUGCUGGAUGCUGUGGGAUGCUGAGAAUUAUAAAAGUUGGAGAGUGUAGAGAGACACAGAAAAGAGGAGAGCUAAAUAUAUGGUAGUAGGAGUAUAUUUUAAAAAUUUUAUAUGUGCAUAAGAGUGAGACAAGAUACAGUUUGGGUCUCUCAUCUGCUUUCAUCUUCAUGCUGAAUAUUGUGUAGAGUGAGAGGAAAUGACGGGCAAGCUGCGAUUAUUAUUCGUGGUUUUUGCCUUGAUUGGUGAAAUAAUUGCUGGACCAGAUCCAUUAGAUCCAAGAAUUACUGAACAAAUACAUGAUGAAGCUAAAUGUUACGAUGAGUCUGGAAAAGCUCAGAGAUGCAUACCACCAUUUGAAAAUGCAGCAUUUAAUUUAAAAGUUGAAGCAACAAAUACAUGUGGUGAAAAUGAUAGACCAACUGAAUUUUGUAAACAAACACAAGUUAAAAAAAAAUCAUGUAAUGUUUGUAGAUAUGGUGAUCAUGUUGCUGAUUAUUUAACUGAUCAUGAUAUUAAUCAAAAUGCAACAUGGUGGCAAUCUGAAACAAUGUUUGAAGGAAUUGAUUCAACACAAGUUAAUUUAACACUACGUCUUGGAAAAACAUUUGACAUAACUUAUGUUAGAGUAUUAUUUGAAUCACCAAGACCAGAAAGUUGGAGUUUUUAUAGAAGAAAAAAUGAUAAAUCAAAUUGGGAACCAUAUCAAUAUUAUUCAGCAACAUGUCGUGAUACAUAUUAUUUACCUGAUUCAAAAGAAACAGUUAGAGGUGAUGAUACACGUGUACUAUGUACAUCUGAAUUUUCUGAUAUAUCACCAUUGACACAGGGUAUUGUUGCAUUUUCAACACUUGAAGGAAGACCAUCUGCCUAUCAAUUUGAUACAAAUCCAGCACUACAAGAAUGGGUUCAAGCAACUGAUUUACGAAUAACACUUGAUCGUUUAAAUACAUUUGGUGAUGAAGUAUUUGGUGAUGAUUCAGUAUUAAAAUCAUAUUAUUAUGCUAUUGCUGAUAUUGCUGUUGGUGCUAGAUGUGCUUGUCAUGGUCAUGCUGGUGAAUGUCUUAGAAUUCCAACUCCAGAUGAUACAUCACGAAGAAUAUGCAGAUGUGAACACAAUACUGCUGGACCAGACUGUAACGAGUGUCUUCCAUUUUACAAUGAUGCACCAUGGAGUCGAGCAACACUGACUGAUGCACAUGAAUGCAAAGCAUGUAAUUGUAAUGGAUAUUCUGAUCGUUGUUAUUUUGACAAAGAACUUUAUACAAAAACUGGACAUGGUGGUCAUUGUAUUGGCUGCAAAGCAAAUCGUGAUGGUGCAAAUUGUGAAAAAUGUCGUGAAAAUUAUUAUGAAAGAUUGGAAGAUAAUUAUUGUGUUCCUUGUAAUUGUGACGAAAUUGGAUCAAGAAAUUUACAGUGUAAUUCAGAGGGUAAAUGUCAAUGUAAACCAGGAAUAACAGGUGAAAAAUGUGAUCGUUGUGAAUCAAAUUAUUUUAAUUUUGAUUCAAUUGGUUGUACAUCAUGUGAAUGUGAUGUAAAAGGUUCAUAUAAAAAUACAGCAUCAUGUGAUUCAGUGAGUGGUACAUGUAGAUGUAAAGAAAAUGUUGAAGGUAAACGUUGUCGUGAAUGUCGUCCUGGUUAUUUUAAUUUAGCACUUGACAAUGAAUUUGGUUGUACACCAUGUUUUUGUUAUGGUCAUUCAUCAAUAUGUUCAACAGCAAAUGGUUAUUCAAAAGCUGUUAUUGAAUCAAUGUUUGUACGUAGUAAUGAAAAAUGGACAUCAAGUAGUUCAACUGGUAAAUUAUCAGUACCAAUUAAAAAUGAUUUAACAACACAAACAAUAUCAGUAACAGCAACAACACGUGAUAAUAUUUAUUUUAUUGCACCAGAAAGAUAUCUUGGUGAUCAACGUGCAUCAUAUAAUCAAGAUUUACAUUUUACAUUGAGAAUUGAUGAAACAGAAGCAACAUUAACACCACGUGAUAUUAUUAUUGAAGGUGCAAAUGGUGAACAAUUAACACAAUCAAUUAUUGGUCAAAAUAAUAAUCCACCAACAACAAUUGCUCAACAUUAUAGAUUUCGUUUAAAUGAACAUAAAAUUUAUGGUUGGGAGCCACAUUUAUCAGCUCAUUCAUUUAUAUCAAUAUUAUCAAAUUUAACAUCAAUUAAAAUACGUGGUACAUAUACAAAUCAAGGUACUGGUUAUCUUGAUAAUGUUGCACUUGAAACAGCUCAACGUGGUGCUGCUGGUGAAACAGCUGAUUGGGUAGAAAAUUGUCAAUGUACACAUGGUUAUAUUGGACAAUUUUGUGAAUCAUGUAGACCAGGUUUUCAUCAUGAUCCACCAAAUGGUGGUCCAUUUUCUUUAUGUGUACCAUGUAAUUGUAAUGGUCAUGCUGAUAUUUGUGAAGCUGAAACUGGUCAAUGUAUAUGUCAACAUAAUACAACUGGUAGUAAUUGUGAAUUAUGUUCACGUGGUUAUUAUGGUUAUCCAUUAAAAGGUACACAAAAUGAUUGUCAAUCAUGUCCAUGUCCAGAUAAUGGUCCAUGUAUAUUAAUUGGUAAUAAUCCAGAUCCAAUAUGUACUGAAUGUCCAAUUGGUAGAACUGGACCACGUUGUGAAAUAUGUUCAGAUGGUUAUUUUGGUAAUCCAGAUAAAGGUAUAUCAUGUCGUCCAUGUGAUUGUAAUAAUAAUAUUGAUUUAAAUGCUGUUAGAAAUUGUAAUCAUGAAACUGGACAAUGUUUAAAAUGUGUUAAUAAUACUGCUGGUUUUCAUUGUGAUGAUUGUUUAAGUGGCUAUUGGGGUGAUGCAUUAUCAGAAAUUAAAAAUGAAGGUUGUAAAUUAUGUCAAUGUAAUAAUUUAGGUACAAUUGAAACUGAUGAUAAUACUGGUAAUGUACAACCAUGUAAUCAAUUAUCUGGACAUUGUACAUGUAAACCACAUGUUACUGGUAGAAAUUGUGAUAAAUGUGAAGAUGGUUAUUAUAAUAUUGAUAGUAAUGAAGGUUGUAAAGCAUGUAAUUGUCAUCCAGAUGGUUCAUAUAAUCGUACAUGUGAUUUAUAUAGUGGACAAUGUCAAUGUAGACCAGGUAUAACUGGUUUACAAUGUGAUUCAUGUAUGACAUUUCAUUAUGGUUUUGGUAGAGAUGGUUGUAAACAUUGUGAUUGUGAUAAUAUUGGAUCAAAAGAUUUACAAUGUGAUGCCAAUGGACAAUGUCCAUGUUUAUCAAAUGUUGAAGGUAGAAAAUGUGAUAGAUGUAAAGAAAAUAAAUUUAAUCGUCAAUAUAAAUGUGAAGAUUGUCCUGAUUGUUAUAAUCUUGUACAAUUAUCGGUUAAUCAACAUCGUAAACGUUUAUCUGAACUUGAAUUAACACUUAAAAAAAUUAAUUUAUCACCAACUGUUAUUAAAAAUUCAACUUUUGAUGAUGAUUUAUUAAAUGUUGAAACACGUGUUAAAGAUUUAUUGAAGCUAACUAAAAUUGGAUUAAAUAAUGAUAAUAAAACACUUGUUGAACAAAUUGAUGAUUUAAAAAAUCAACUAAAUCAAAUUGAUAAAUUAACGAAAAAUAUUAAUACAACAAUUGAUAAUGCAAAUAAAACAACACACGAUGGUUUAUUAAAUAUUGUUGAUGCUGAAAAUAUAUUAGAUAAUAUACAUGAAAAAUUAAAAAAUGCUGAAGAUUAUUUAGCAACUGUUGGUGUAACAGCAUUAAAUGAAGCAAAAAAACGUGCUGAUGAAGUUGGACAACAAAAUCAACAAAUGACAAAUAUUGCACAAGAAGCACGUAUUAUUGCUGAUGGUAAUACAAAUGAAGCUAAAAAAAUUCAUCAACUUGCUGAACAAGCUAGAAAUACAUCACUUGAAGCAUAUAAUUUAGCUAAAUAUGCAUUAUCAAAAUAUUCAAAUAUAUCUGAAGAAAUACGUGAAUUAGAAAAUAAAUUUGAAUUAUUAAAACAUAAAUAUAAUAAUGUUAAUAAUUUAACAACAAUAUCAUUUAUUAAAUCAUCAAAUGUUGCUAAUGAAGCAUUAGAUUUAUUAAUACGUGAUUUAACAAUACCAGAUAUUGAUAUUGCUAAAUUACAAUUACAAAUUGAAAAAAUUAAUAAUGAAAGUUUAAUAAUAAAAGAACGUGCACAAUUAUUAAUACAAAAUAAUGAUAAUUUAUUUAAUGAAAUGUUUGAUAAAAUUCAUAUUACUGAAGAAUUAUUAAAUAAAGCACAAAUACAACAAGAAGCAACAACUGAAUUAUUAAGUGAAGUUGAUGAUUCAGAAGCUAAAGCAAAUGAAGCUAUUGAACGUAGUAAUAAAACAUUAAAUGAAGCACAAGAAACAUUUAAUAGAUUAAGUGAAUUUGAUGCUGAAGUACAACGUGAACGUAUUAAAGCACAAAAAUCACUUGAAAAAAUUAAUGAAAUACGUGAUAUGAUUGAUGAAGCUAUUAAAAAAUCAAAUAAAACACAAAUUGAAUUAAAUGAUGCUGAAAAUAAUGUUAUUAUUGCUAAAAAUAAUACUGAUAAAGCACAAAAAAUUGCUGAUGCUGCUGGUACUAUUGCAAAUAAUAUAUAUAAUCAAACAAAUAAAACAAAAUUAGAAGCAUGGAGAUUAAAUAAUGAAGCUGAAAAAUUACAUAUGAGAAUUGAAAAUACUGAACAAAUUGUUAAAGAAUAUGAAUCUAAAAUUGGUGAUGAUUUUAAUGAUACAACAAAUGUUAAUCAUCAAGUUGGACAAACAAGAAAUAAAUUUAAUUCAGCUGGACAACAAGUUGAUAAAGCACUUUAUGAUGUAUCAACUAUUAUUGAUGAAUUAAAAUCUCUACCAGAAAUUAAUGAUUAUGAUUUGGAUAAACUUGAAGAACGUUUAAUAUCAGCUGAAAAUGAAAUUAAACAAACAAAUUUAGAUGAAAGAAUACGUCUUUUAACUGAAGCUAAAAAUUUACAAACACAAUGGGUUAAAAAUUAUGAAGAUGAAGUUGCUAGAUUAAAAAUUGAAGUUCAAAAUAUUGAAGAAAUUAAAAAUUCAUUACCAAAUGAAUGCUUCAAGAGACUACAACUUGAACCAUUAUAAUUUUUUUCUUUUUCCUUUUUUUAUUAUUUUCAUAAAUUUUUUUUUUUUUUUUUUUUUUCCUCAAAUAAAGUGCCAUAAUUAAAGCUAAAAUAUUAACAAAUAAUAAUCAAAAUUUUUCUUUUAUAUAAUCAUCAUCAAGUGAGUGUCUUGUUAAUUUAAAAAUAUUUUUCAUUUAAAAAAUACUAUACCAAAGACUCGAUAAUAAUAAUCGAAGUAUACUGAUCAAAAAUCAG
Messenger RNA from Aphidius gifuensis, 5302 nucleotides. It is a transcript of the gene LanB2, whose product is annotated as laminin subunit gamma-1. NCBI's taxonomy places the organism in Eukaryota, Metazoa, Arthropoda, Insecta, Hymenoptera, Braconidae. The transcript is spliced from 9 exons. The record is from RefSeq and is a predicted model, not a curated record. The coding region runs from base 204 to 5069 and encodes 1621 amino acids.